Penicillium odoratum is the source of this 933-nucleotide messenger RNA. Its product is annotated as carbon-nitrogen hydrolase family protein. The transcript has 3 exons. The record is from RefSeq and is a predicted model, not a curated record. NCBI's taxonomy places the organism in Eukaryota, Fungi, Ascomycota, Eurotiomycetes, Eurotiales, Aspergillaceae. Gene Ontology annotation, molecular function: hydrolase activity, acting on carbon-nitrogen (but not peptide) bonds, in linear amides. The coding region runs from base 1 to 933 and encodes 310 amino acids.
AUGGCACCUACUCGUCGAGUUGCAAUCAUCCAAUGGCAUAUCCAAGAGCUCGCCAUUGAAGAGAAUCAUGCUACAGCAUGCGAUUAUAUUAUUCAGGCAGCCUCUCAAGGCGCCGAACUUGCAGUUCUACCCGAAUAUCAUCUAAGCGGCUGGGUUCCUACAGAUCCGCGCUGGGCAGAGCAAGCCGGUCAAUCAGCAAAAUAUCUAGCCAACUAUCAAGCCCUUGCAAAAGAACACAAGAUUUGCCUUGUGCCUGGUACUAUCAUUGAGAAGCACGUAGGCGCUAACCAGGAUACUCUCUUCUACAAUACCGCGUACUUCAUCUCGAGCGACGGCAGCAUUCUCGGCAAUUACCGCAAGAAAAACAUCUGGCACCCCGAGCGGCCGCAUCUGACUUCAUCCGGACUGGAAAGUCAUUCAGCCAUCGACACGCCGAUCGGUCGGAUCGGAAUGCUAAUCUGCUGGGAUCUGGCGUUCCCUGAGGCAUUUCGCGAGUUAAUUGCUGAUGGUGUGGAGAUCGUUAUCAUACCUACUUUCUGUAAUAUCUACCCAUUUCCGUUGAAUUUCUGGGAUUCCAUUUGGCUGAUUUAUCUUUCUGCAGGGACUCCUCGUGAUGCUUCGCCUGAGGCAUUGCGGCGCAACCCAGCUUCUGAGGCUCUGUUCCUAUCUUCCACACUGACGGCCCGCUGCUAUGAGAAUACUUGUGGUAUCAUCUUUGUGAAUGCUGCAGGCCCGGCGGAUGAUUUCCUGGGUAUGUCACAGAUUACACUGCCUAUUGUUGGCCCCGUUGCGAAAAUGGGUAACGAGGAGGGCGUUGUGGUUGCAGAUAUGGAUUUGGAGCUGUUGGAUAUCGCGGAGAGGAACUAUAAGGUGCGGGAGGAUAUUAAGAAGGAGGGAUGGCAUUAUGUAUAUCGGCAUACUACGAGCCAGUAA